This is a messenger RNA of Nezara viridula (southern green stink bug), 2273 nucleotides long. The record is from the annotation of a GenBank genome assembly. Lineage: Eukaryota; Metazoa; Arthropoda; Insecta; Hemiptera; Pentatomidae.
GUAACCUUCAGUGGAAAAUAUACUAUAUGUGAACAAUUUUUGUUAUUGUGCAAUAAUGAUACCAACAAUAUGUAAAUCAAAACCGCUUCACAAACCAUUCUUUUUAGGGUGUACUUAGUAAAUGUAGAAUGAUCUCUAGCUAGUUGUUUUAAUUAAAUAUCUAGUAAAUUGUAAAUACUACAAGAAUUUUUAGUUCUUUUAAUUUUAAUCUGUUCUCUUUUAAAUUAUUAAAAUUAUGGAUUAUUUGUGUAUAAGUUUAGUUUUAAUUACACUCAGUCUGAGUUUCUGUAAUUCCUUUCCUGAACAAGGGAAAUGGGAUUUUGUUUUGAAUGAGAAAACACAAGAUAAGACAUUGGUCAAAAGUUUAUUUAAAGGUUCCCAAAUUUUUAUACAAGUGUCGUGUGAAGAAAUAGAUAAUAAGGACAGUAAAAUCAAAGUAGUUUGGACCUUACGUGAAUCUACUUGUUGGCGAUAUUACCCAAGAUAUGAUCAGGAAUUUGAAGAAGAAAUUCUAAGCUCACUUGAUAAUAACACUGUUAUUACAAUUGCAUCUUCGAGUAAUGAUAAAUCAUACGCAUGCAGCAGCCUUAUUCCAUUGGAACAGAUUCAAAAUCAGCCAGAAACUACUAUUCAAACAAGAAAAGAUUUGCUUCCUGUAGAAGAUAGCAAAAUGCAAAAACUAAACGUUAUUCAUUCUGAUCCUAAGCGAGCAGUAUUCAAAGUAUCAAGAGACGGUUUCUACAUUCUCAAUGUUCAUGUAUCACCAGAAAGUGGCAGUAGUUUCAAACAAGCAAAAGUCCAUGUUGAAAUGAAAGGGACUUAUGGCUACUUAUCCGCUGCCAAUUGGCCCCUUUUGCCGUUUUACGGAGCCAUGUGCAUGCUGUACGUGACCAUGGGAGCUGUGUGGCUGACGGUUAGUUUCCUUCAAUGGCGCGACCUCCUGAGGAUCCAGUUCUGGAUAGGCGGUGUCAUCUUUCUCGGAAUGCUCGAAGUUGCCACCUUCUACGCUGAAUACUCUAAUUUUAAUUCUACCGGUCUCUCCAUAGAAUGGGUUGUCCUCACGGCGGAAAUAGUUUCUUGUGCCAAACGGACUCUUGCGAGGAUGUUAGUCAUCAUUGUCAGCCUUGGUUUCGGUAUAGUUAAGCCAAGACUGGGGCCGAUGCUGCACCGAGUCGUAUGCGUCGGUAUGCUCUAUUUCGUCCUGGCUGUGUCGGAGUCAUAUACAAGAGUCGUGCAACCCAAAAAAGAGCCUGCGAAUCAGUUUGUGAUCGCAACUGUUCCGUUAGCGGUCCUCGACUCAGCUAUCUCUUGGUGGAUCUUCAUCAGCCUGGCCCAGACCACUCGGACGCUAAGAUUAAGGAGGAAUCUUGUGAAAUUAACACUUUAUCGGCAUUUCACCAACAUCCUGAUUUUCGCUGUUGUGGCGUCAGUGAUGUUUAUGCUGUAUUCUAUUAAAGCUCACAGCCUAACAGUCUGUUUUAAGGAUUGGAAGGAAUUGUGGAUAGAUGAUGCAUACUGGCGCCUACUUUUCUCUAUUAUUCUUAUUGUAAUUAUGUUUUUGUGGAGGCCAACCAAUAAUAAUCAAAGGUAUGCAUUUUCUCCUCUUUUGGAUGCACCUGAGGAUGAUGAUGAUGACGAUGAAGAGGAACAGUUUGUUAAUGAUGCCUAUGGAGUUAAAAUGAGAGCUCAAGGGACUGGGUCUUCAUCACCAAAACCAAAAUCAAGUCCCAACAAUCCUGAUGAAGAUCUAAAAUGGGUCGAAGAAAACAUUCCAGCUUCACUUGUGGAUACGACACUGCCAAUAUUAGACUCGGAUGAGGAAAUAAUGACUACCAAAUUCGAACUUUCGAAAAUGCAGUGACUUCCUGUUACCUCUAGUCUACCACUUUUAAUAAGAGCUUACAGAUAUAUUUAUAUAUAUUUAUUUUUGUUUUUAUAAGUGUAAGAUGUGUUUUAUUUGUGUGUACUUAUUAAAAAUGUUUAGUAUUUCAUCAGUUUCACACAUUAAAUCAUAAUUAUUUGAUGUUCAUUAUUUAAAUGAGUGCCAAAAUUUAGUUGUUGGUUUUUUUUUUUCAAUUGUACUGUAUCAUUGUUGUUUUUAAAAUCUUAGGUCAUGUUCUAUAUUUGUGUUUUGGUGAUUAAAAAAAAAAUAAAACAAAAGCAUUAAUGUUAUUGUAUUAAAACUAGGAGGUAUGAUUGGUGGAAAAAUGUACUAUAUAAUAAUAAUUUAUCAGUAUUUUAUUUUAUAGUAUCAAUAAAAGAUUUUUUCAUUA